UCUAGAGAGCUGCUGAUGGAGGGCAGGGGCGGCCACGGAGGUAUAUGGGACAGGUUGCUCAUCAACUCCAAGCGUAAUUCCAGAAAGAAUUCCACUCUUCAAACAGUUCGGAUAGAGAGGAGUCCCCUAUUGGACCAGGUACAGAGCUUUCUCCCACAGAUGGCUCAGGCAAACAAAAAGCUAAGGAAAGGAAUAUCAACUGCACCACCUGGUCAUUUCAAUAUUGAAAAUAUUGACACUCUCGGAAAAGUUAUGCAAAUGUAUAUGAUCUUGUUUGAGAUGAAUCAGUCUGAUUCAAAAGAAGAUGACAGUUCACAAGAGAAUUCACAAGACAGUUCAGAGGACAGUUCAGAAUUUGAGGAUGAAGAUGAUAGCACCUCUUCUGAAGGUGAAGUCACCAUCGAUACAAUUAAGCUUCCUCAUUCAAAAGAUGGAAAAGGCAAAAUAGAGGUUCUGGACCGUCCUGCCAGUGAAAAAAAGAAAACAGGGACAUAAACAAUCUGAGAAACAGGUGAUAGUUCCCGCUAAUUCUGUGGAAAAGAAUGUGGCUUGCUGGUUAUUUUGCAUUUCGGAUACCUAUGGUGUUUGUUUGCAAAAAUGAAUGUAUUUUGCUUCUUGGAGAAACAGAAGCUAGCUUUUAAAGAGUUGGAAGAGAUAGCAUUUGGGGACUCUUCUAAGAGCAGACUGUUUUUGAUCUCAUGCUAAAGAGGUUUAGUUUAGAAAGCUUAACUUUAUGUAUGGUGAUGAGUGAAUUUGUUGGCAUCCUCUUUCAUCAGCAUAGACUUCAGAAAUCUCAAACUUAUUUUAAAGUAAAAAUACAA
Globicephala melas (long-finned pilot whale) is the source of this 821-nucleotide messenger RNA. The record is from RefSeq and is a predicted model, not a curated record. Lineage: Eukaryota; Metazoa; Chordata; Mammalia; Artiodactyla; Delphinidae.